AGCGUUUUUAAAGCCUCGCGCUGGAGAGCCCAGCUGUAAUUUUGUGUUUAACGGGCGGCUGUAAACUGUAAAAUAGCACUCCGUCAUAUAUAAGUUGCCAUUAUGUCAUUAUGUCGCUACCUCGAGCUCACAAUUCAACACGGAGGGGGGGUGUGGGAAAGUUCAGUAUUUGGGACCUUUUUAGCCAAUCACUGACACGUUAAGGUGGAUGUAACCAAUGGCAGCGCAGGGGCAGCUGAACCCGGAAGUUUAUACUUUUGUACUUUUCUGAACAAGAAAGCCUCCUGCUCUCACUCCACCACACACCAGCACGCUUGGACGCAGAGCUGCGAUGGCCAAGUGGCUGAAAGACUACCUGAGCUUUGGCAGCAGGAAGGUGCCUCCGCAGCCGCCCACACCAGACUACACAGAGAGUGAGAUCCUCAAAGCCUACCGGCUCCAGAGGGACCUGGACUUUGAGGAUCCCUAUGAGGACUCUGAAAACAGAUCCAGGGGCGAGUCUCAGACGUCUGACCCCGCCACACCUGUGUAUGGGUCUCCCAUGAAGUCAUCCACUGUGGACCUGAAAUCUCCCAAACACAGGCUGAUCAAAGUGGACUCCCAGGAGCUGGGGCGCACCAAGAUCCUGCUCAGUGCCAUCUCUUUGGAGGAUCAGCAAGAACCUGUAAGAGCCUCAGUUUCUCAGCAUGUGUUUGUAGGAGCUCAGGGCAAGACGCAGGUGAUGACAAAUUAAAUUUCUUAUGCGGAGGAUGAAGGAUAAAAAAACACUAUCCCACUUCUCUCUCAUCCCAUUUCCAUCACUGUGACAGCUUUAUUGAUCAGACUCCAUAAACGAGUGACUGGUAAUGUGUGUCUCAGAUAUGCAUUGUUUACAUAAAUCACAUUACAUCCCAUGCACCACAUAAAUUCACUACUGUAGAUGGAGGAAAGAAUUAUUGAUAGCUUGAGCGGACCAUUGAGUCUGAGAGGGUCACAGUCCCGUGAGUUUAUGUCCUUCCAUAAAUAAUAAAUGAGGUUUAGUUUUGCAAGCUGAGAGAGACCCCCGCAUGAGCACAUGUUAGGGGCCAUAUACAGUACGCCGUAUGGUGAUAUGCCAAGAGCCACAGGGAGGUAUAAUUUAUACUCCGGUGCUGUUUGUGUCAUCAGAACUGCAGUGCUCUCCCGGCGAUGUACUGUGUAUGUUGUGCUGUAGAGAACAUACACAGCGACUGCACAGAAAAAAGGCAAACAGAUGUUGAGAGAGCCACCGGAGCGGAAGCAAAGGUUUAACAAGAAAAUGGUCUUCACAUUAAUUCAGCUCACAUAUGCUGAGUAGGUUAGGGAGUAUUUCGGGGUUUUCAGCGCUGCAGUUAAAUCCAUGACUCCACUCAUGGAAAAUGCUACAAGUGCGCAAAGUCCUGAAGUGGAUUGAAGUAAUAGUCUUAACUGAAGUCGAUAGCUCCCCCCCUCUACCCCACUCUCCUCCUGCUCUCAUUAAUUUCCCAGGGUCUGUGGGAAACAUCCGCACUCUAAUUAACAUUGCAGAUUCCUGUGCAUCGAUAGAUAACCUGUUACAGAAUCAACAUGGGAUUAGAAUGUAAUUUCGUGGGGGCGCAUGCAUGUCUAGCAGGAAUUUGGGAAGUGAGCCUUGUCCCAGUGACUUCCUUUGUCCUGGAGAUGGGGAGAGAGCACUUUGCCAAAAUGUGUAUGUGUUUGCAGGUAUGUGCUCAUGUAUGUGUGUGUUUGUGGCCAUAUGGCUGCCUUUGAAUCUGUCACUGUGCCGGAUGACUGGUGUUUUCCUCCUGCGCUUGCUUGAAGGAACAAAUGCUCCCGACCAACCAACCAGGAUCUUCUUUACUCUCUGCGUUCUCUUUCCACUGCCAAAAAAUACAUCAUCCUCAGACAGGACAAUUUCUGGCUGUAUAUAACUUAAAUGUAGCAACAAACAUACCAUACAGUCCUUUCUUCAAAGGUUUUAAGAGGGAACUACAUAUGGUAUAGCUGCUCCAUAUGCACAGCAUUGGUUUGGUUUGGUUUUGUGAUGUUGCACACUAAAGAUGCAAAUUAGCGUCUUGAUGACACUCCAAAAGCGUUUUUGU
This is a messenger RNA of Epinephelus moara (kelp grouper), 2078 nucleotides long. Its product is annotated as SH2 domain-containing adapter protein D-like. The record is from RefSeq and is a predicted model, not a curated record. NCBI's taxonomy places the organism in Eukaryota, Metazoa, Chordata, Actinopteri, Perciformes, Serranidae. The transcript is spliced from 2 exons. The coding region runs from base 332 to 733 and encodes 133 amino acids.